AUGCAAGAUGCGAAAUUACAACUGCAAAGAAGGAGAAUAUCCACCGUUUCCUCUGCACUGGCUGAGACUGCAGCUUCAAUGGCAGUAGCUGUAACUGUCGUUGGUGCAGCAGCUACCCUUCUUGUAAAGAGAUCCAAAACGUCUGAGUCAGCACAGAUUCAAUUCAAAGCAUGUGAAGAUUGUGGAGGUUCUGGUAUAUGUUCUGAAUGCAAUGGUGAAGGAUUCGUUCUUAGGAAACGUUCUGGUGAAAGUGCUGAGAAGGCAAGAGUCCAAGCCAAGAAUAUGGCAACUCGAUUCACAGCUGGACUUCCAAAGAAGUGGAGCUAUUGUACAAAAUGCUCUUCUAGUCGAUCCUGUUCAACCUGUAGUGGCAGUGGAAAGCUAAGUUACUAG
Messenger RNA from Sphenostylis stenocarpa, 393 nucleotides. Lineage: Eukaryota; Viridiplantae; Streptophyta; Magnoliopsida; Fabales; Fabaceae. The record is from the annotation of a GenBank genome assembly.